Messenger RNA from Schizosaccharomyces cryophilus OY26, 1737 nucleotides. RefSeq names its product CUE domain-containing protein Cue1/4 family protein. Gene Ontology annotation, molecular function: ubiquitin binding. The coding region runs from base 189 to 842 and encodes 217 amino acids. NCBI's taxonomy places the organism in Eukaryota, Fungi, Ascomycota, Schizosaccharomycetes, Schizosaccharomycetales, Schizosaccharomycetaceae. The transcript has a single exon. The record is from RefSeq and is a predicted model, not a curated record.
CUAACAGAACUUCACCAGAGCCCAACCCCAAGAAGAAGCAAAAAGCCACAAAACGAAAAAUAAAUAUAGUUUAUAAGGAUAAUUAAUAAUUUCUUCUUACUCUUCUAAAAAUUAACAUUAGAUUUACUGAAUUAACGCGUAAUUGGACUAGACCGGUUCUUUCAAUUGAUUGACAUUUCAAGCCCAAAAUGCAAACUGAGCAACUUGCAGGAUGUGCAGUGCUAAUAACUGUUGCCGUUUUUACGAUUCGAUGGAUUUUUUCUGCAGACAAAUCUUCUCACACAAAUGUUCGUAACCUUGGUGCAUCAGAAUCCGCCCAUCCAGUAAACAGUGAACAAGUGAAUAUGAUUAAAACAGUUUUUCCUAAUAUUGAGUCUGUUGCCAUCGCUUACGAUUUGCAGAAGACUGGCAGUGCCGAUGCUACCAUCGAAAAUGCGAUCUCUUCGCAAAAUUUACCUCUACCUCCGCGAGGAUCCGCUUUGUACACUCGUUUCCCUCUGUCACCUGGAUCAGAUUUGAGUACUCAUACCUCAGCCGCUGACAGUGCAAAUCGUAACCAAGUUGCCCAGACUGAGGAAGGUCGAAAUGUUCAAGGGAAUGCAUCAACAUCAGGUGCCUCUAAAAGCCUUAUUGAUAAGUAUGGUCUUUCUUCUCGGCUAAAUGACUCAGAUAUGUCCACUUCGUCUUCGUCAUCCAAUAAUGUAGCUGUUUCUGUUCACCGUCAAAGAUUUCCCAAUUCAAAGAAAGAAAGGGAAGAGCUUUUCCGUCGGCGCAAAGAAGAAAUGAUAAUAGCUGCUCGUAAACGAAUGGAAGAAAAAAUGAUGGUAGAUAAUGAUUCUUAAAUGAUUGUUUAAAGAAGAAAACUAUUAGUUGUGUUUCAUUAUUUGAAAACGGCUGAUGAACACGGUCAUUUCCUUUUCCAUCUGAUAUUGAGGAGCUUCUAAACGUUACCGAAGGGAAGCCUUUCCUCUUUUCCCUUUUUUUUGUUGGCGCAUGUCUUCGUUUAAUUUUCUUGUAUUUAAUACUAGCUGACAAAAUAAGCAUUCUGAUCAAUUUCAAUGAUCUUGUUGGAGCGUACGCGGUUUUAUGAAAGUUUUCCUCAAAAAUAUGCACUAUAAUUUUUAUUAUUUGCUUAAAGUUAUCAUGUCUAUAUAUAUACUAUUUUUUUUUUUUAUUGUACGAUAAUUAUUUACUAACGCACGGUUUUACCGCCAUACUUCUCACCAGUGGGUUUGGACUAGGAAUGACGAAAAUGACUAAAUUUACUAUACAAUUCGUUUGUUCUUGAAAAGCUAUCUUUACUCAAGAUGUCUGAAAAAAGCACAAUAGUGGGUUCGGAAAAUGAUACUCUUGUGGGUAAGUAAGCUGUUCUGGAAAUUUUUUUGGAGCGCAAUCUGCUGAAUUUAAAUUAUGCUUUGCAGAGAAAGCUUGGUGAUUAUGAUUAAGGCCUUUUUACUGGUUUCAUAUAUUCUUUUGCAACAAUAUUGUUAAAAGAGAAAGUCUUUGAAGGUUAAAUUCCAGCAAUCAGACGAACGUGCAUUGUUGUAUAACAUCAAAGGAAACAAACUCAACGAUGUCUUUUCAUUAUGAAAAGUUUAUUUUAAACUGUAUUGGAACAGAAAUAGUUUUCUAUAGAAAUUGGUAUAUUAGACCGUCGUUUUCCAAUACUUUUCCUAUAUUUGUGUCCUAGCGUAAUAUAACAAUAGCGGGUUACAUAUAAUAAUUCUUACAUAACCG